This is a messenger RNA of Sorex araneus (European shrew), 5858 nucleotides long. It is a transcript of the gene EXOC6B, whose product is annotated as exocyst complex component 6B. Lineage: Eukaryota; Metazoa; Chordata; Mammalia; Eulipotyphla; Soricidae. The transcript is spliced from 22 exons. Bases 118 to 2553 code for a protein of 811 amino acids. Gene Ontology annotation, biological process: Golgi to plasma membrane transport; intracellular protein transport; exocytosis. The record is from RefSeq and is a predicted model, not a curated record. Gene Ontology annotation, cellular component: exocyst; membrane.
GGUCGUCGUGCGGGUAGCUGGAGGCUUGGGGUGGCUGUGGGAUCCUGGGCUGGAGCGAGGGCUCGGGAGGUGCGCCGCGCCGGAGAAGGGGACGCCCUGCCCGGCGCCCCCCAGCCUAUGGAUCGGGGUAAGAUGGCGGAGGCAGAGAGCCUGGAGACUGCUGCGGAGCACGAGAGGAUCCUGCGAGAGAUCGAGAGCACCGACACGGCCUGCAUUGGGCCCACGCUCAGGUCUGUCUAUGAUGGUGAAGAACAUGGGCGGUUCAUGGAGAAGCUUGAAACACGCAUCCGCAAUCAUGACCGAGAAAUUGAGAAAAUGUGCAACUUUCAUUACCAGGGCUUUGUGGACUCUAUAACUGAGCUGCUGAAGGUGAGAGGAGAAGCCCAGAAACUCAAGAAUCAAGUGACGGAUACUAAUAGAAAACUACAACAUGAGGGAAAGGAACUGGUAAUAGCAAUGGAAGAGCUGAAGCAGUGUCGACUACAACAGAGAAAUAUUUCUGCCACUGUUGAUAAAUUAAUGCUGUGUCUUCCAGUUCUGGAGAUGUAUAGCAAACUGAGGGACCAGAUGAAAACUAAAAGGCAUUACCCUGCCCUGAAGACUCUGGAACAUCUCGAACAUACCUAUCUGCCUCAAGUCAGCCACUAUCGAUUCUGCAAAGUGAUGGUGGACAACAUCCCCAAGCUCCGAGAAGAGAUUAAGGACGUGUCUAUGUCUGAUCUCAAGGACUUUCUGGAGAGUAUCCGCAAACAUUCAGACAAAAUUGGAGAGACUGCCAUGAAGCAAGCCCAACAACAAAGAAACCUGGAUAACAUCGUCUUGCAGCAACCUAGAAUUGGCAGCAAGAGAAAAUCUAAGAAAGAUGCUUAUAUAAUUUUUGACACAGAGAUGGAAUGCACUAGCCCCAAGUCUGAACAGGAUUCGGGAAUUCUGGAUGUAGAAGAUGAGGAAGAUGAUGAAGAGGUACCCGGGGCUCAAGAGUUGGUGGAUUUUUCUCCUGUUUAUCGAUGUCUGCAUAUAUAUUCUGUCCUGGGAGCCCGGGAAACAUUUGAGAACUACUACCGAAAACAGAGGCGAAAACAAGCUCGUUUGGUGCUGCAGCCCCCAUCUAACAUGCAUGAAACUUUAGAUGGCUACAGGAAGUAUUUUAAUCAAAUUGUAGGCUUUUUUGUGGUGGAAGAUCACAUAUUACAUACCACCCAGGGCUUGGUAAACAGAGCCUACAUUGAUGAACUGUGGGAAAUGGCGCUCUCAAAGACCAUCGCAGCACUCCGCACCCACUCGUCUUACUGCUCUGAUCCAAACCUUGUAUUAGAUUUGAAGAACCUCAUUGUGCUUUUUGCAGACACACUUCAGGUAUAUGGUUUUCCUGUAAAUCAGCUUUUUGACAUGCUGUUAGAAAUCAGAGAUCAGUAUAGUGAAACUCUGCUAAAGAAAUGGGCAGGUAUUUUCAGAAACAUACUGGAUUCUGACAACUACAGUCCUAUACCAGUCACAAGUGAAGAGAUGUAUAAAAAGGUUGUGGGACAGUUUCCAUUUCAAGACACAGAGCUAGAAAAGCAACCUUUUCCCAAAAAGUUUCCUUUCUCUGAGUUUGUGCCAAAAGUUUACAACCAAAUUAAAGAAUUUAUCUAUGCCUGUCUGAAGUUUUCAGAAGACCUUCAUCUAAGCUCAACUGAAGUUGAUGACAUGAUUCGUAAAUCUACAAACCUGUUGCUAACCAGGACUCUCAGCAACUCUCUGCAGAAUGUCAUUAAAAGGAAAAAUGUUGGACUUACAGAGCUUGUGCAGAUUAUUAUCAAUACAACACACUUGGAGAAAUCCUGUAAAUACUUGGAAGAAUUUAUCACCAAUAUCACUAAUGUACUUCCAGAGACAGUUCAUACCACCAAGCUCUAUGGUACCACAACUUUUAAGGAUGCCAGACAUGCAGCUGAGGAGGAAAUUUAUACCAACUUAAACCAGAAGAUUGAUCAGUUUUUACAGCUGGCUGAUUAUGACUGGAUGACAGGAGACUUGGACAACAAAGCUAGUGAUUACCUAGUAGACCUCAUUGCCUUCCUUAGAAGCACCUUCGCUGUAUUCACACACCUGCCUGGAAAGGUGGCCCAGACCGCAUGCAUGUCCGCUUGCAAGCAUCUAGCCACAUCCUUGAUGCAGCUUUUGCUGGAAGCUGAAGUCCGGCAGCUCACUUUGGGAGCACUGCAGCAGUUUGACCUGGAUGUCAGAGAAUGCGAACAGUUUGCCAGAUCCGGCCCGGUGCCUGGGUUCCAGGAGGACACGCUGCAGUUGGCCUUCAUCGACUUGAGACAACUCUUGGACCUCUUCAUCCAAUGGGACUGGUCAACCUACCUUGCUGACUAUGGUCAGCCCAACUGCAAGUACCUCCGAGUAAACCCAGUGACAGCUCUGGCCCUGAUUGAGAAGAUGAAGGACACUAGCCGCAAGAACAACAUGUUUGCACAGUUUCGGAAAAACGAGCGAGACAAGCAGAAAUUGAUCGACACCGUGGCCAAGCAGCUCCGGGGACUCAUCAGCAGCCACCAUUCAUGAAGGCUGGCGUGGGCCCAGGGAGGCUGCUCUGGGCCGUGCCCGGGCUGGCCCUUGCAUUUGUGCAUCCUUCUUCAGAGAGAGCAAAUGUAUUUUUGUAUUAACCUAUGUACAGCAUCCACAUAACCUUUCCCGAUAGUCAAAGAGGCACAAGAGGAAGCAAGUCCGUGCGCCGUGGCUGGGCGGGGAUGCAGGGGAAGAUCUUCUUCACCUGGAGAUGGUCAUGUCGUCAGUUCCAAUGUCAGGAGCCCCCCCCACCCCCUGCCUCGCCCCCUUCUAGCCAUGGCUCCGGAGUUUUUGUUCUAGGAUUCAGGAGCACAAACAAAAUUGGUAUUUGACACUGAGAGGAAAGGGGACUGGGCAUAAGGAGAAUAAAGGAUACUCAUUCACCCUGGGCUGCCCCACUCACCACGUAACAGUUCUUCUGAGGCCAGGAAGGGGCCUGGAAAAACAUCACCGUUUCAUAAAAGAAAAGACCAGAGCACAGUUCCGGAGACGUAUCUCCUCGAUCCCCUGACUAAUGAGUGUGGGUGGACAGGCAGGACGGGGACAUGCUGAUAGUUUUGCUGCAGGCCCAUCAGGACGGCAGUUUCUUUAGCCUGAAUCUGAGGCAGGGCUCUCUCUGCUAACUUUGCUGGGCCAGGAGAGAGCUGAGGAAGCUGUGGGGGAAACUGAACCUGCACCAAGAGGAGCUGUACUGGAUCGUGAACGCCAGCAAGCGUGGCAUCAGUGACUCUGUGCUUUCCCUGUUCAUCUCACUUCCUCCACAGCCUGGACCUUCGGCUGAGGCUGGAGCCCACAGAGAGCCUCGGGCUUCGCCUGUUCCAGUAGGGUCACUGAGCUCGACAGAGUCCAGAAACCUGAAAAUGCCGUUUAUUACUUGACCCUUAGGGUGAAGCCUAAAGCUAAUUUUGUCUGGGUUUUAAACCAGCUCUCUGGCUGUCGUCCUUAAAGGUAAUGUGAGCAGCCCUGUGUCAUGGGACCAACCGUAGCUCUGCUGAAGGCCUCUAGGGAAUGGAGCUUUGUCACCCUGGUGGCCACAGGGUCAGCCUUGGCUCAAGUCUUGUUCCUCUGGCCCAGCUUCCCCUCACUUAAGUCUUCGCCUGGAUAUGAAGUUCCUGUUCAAGUCCAAGGCUUUCAUCUGCUCUUGAGACCCCUGUAGCCUUCCCCUGACUUCAUCUGAGAAAAGGGUCUUCAACUCGAGUCCUCAAACUCCCAAGUUUGCACACAGGCCCUGGAGCCACCCUCUUGGAUACUGUGCCCAUUGUCCCGUCAGAUUCCCCUCAUGCCCAAGCUUUGCCUCAAGGCCUGACAGUGGAUCCUGCACUUUAAGACACUCCAGGAUGAUAUGACUUGAUUAUGGGCAAUAGUAUAAUUGUGCAUCACCAAACAAUGACAAAUAAGCCACACAGGCAUUUCCAGCUUGGAUUAGUGGGAGGAGAAACUCAUCCAACUGAAUUCUUCACGACCUUUGUCAGCUACUGAGUUGCUUCUGGGGAGGGAAGUGCCUCCUUUUUUUCAUUUCCCACUCCCUUUCCAACCCCACAGCUCCCCCACACCCCCACAUCCUAUCUCAACUUGAAAUCCAUGGAGAGAAUAUUCACCCAGACAUGGGGCUUCCUCGGAGCUGGAGAGACCAGGUCACAUGGUCUCAGGGUAGAGCUCUCAGGGUAGGUGGUUGGCCUGGAGUCUUAAGGUCAAGGGUCAGGGUUAAGUCCUGCCUUGCAGAACUGCAGAGACUAAUAGACAGAAAAGAACCCAGAGGACUGAGACCCAAGACUCCAACACCCAAAGCUCUGACUGGACUUUGCUGAAAAGAACCAGAUACUAUGACAUUCGUCUGGAGACCUGCGACCAAGGAGGUUCCAAGACAGCUUUCCUCAGAAGUGGCCCAAUUUGCAGCAAGAUGUCCUGGCUGAGCCUUUAAAGUGGGAAAGGAGAAUACUUAAAUCUGUGUCUCAGUUUGUCAUUGCCAGUCUGGUUUCAGACUUGUCCCUGUAAAAACACUGGGGUGUCAAGGCGAAGGGGAGCAGGCGGGGACCUGGCAGAUGUUCUUGGACCUUGUACAUCUCACAUGGCUCUAGAAAAUGUUUCAAGCUCAAGAUAGAGGGACAGACCCCUUGGGUGAUCUCUUCUUCCCUUGCAGGCUGCCUUCAGCUCUUCCUAACAUAUCCAACGUGCUGCUACCAAGUUCCCUCCGGAGACUCACUCUGGAUCAGUGGACAGGGAAAGUUAAAACAAGGACCGCCCAUGUCCAAGUUGUUUGGUGAUGUGGGAUUUGGUGGCGGGGGAGGACAGGGCUUGUCUUUAGGGCUGUCCGCGAAUCAGCCCUUGCCAGGACUUAUGCAGACUCUGUGUGCCUACUCCUUCAGACUCCUGAGAUCGGACCUCAGAGGCCCUAGAGAGAGAAGUUACCCAGGGCCUCAAUGAGAAGUCGAGAGCAUGGUGACUAGCAUCCCUCCUGCCUUCUCUUUGGGACAAACCCUUGGCCAGCUUCUUGGGGGAAACAGGAUCCUUAUCCCCAAGACAGGGAGUGUGGUUUCAAACCCCAAUUGGUUUUAAUAGCGAUCUAGGUAAUUGGCACAACAAACAAACAACAAACAACAAACACAUUUUCAUAGGAGAACGUUGUUUUGAGUAGGCUGUAAAUGAAAUAGUUGGGGAUGGGGCAGAAUUUAACCUGGAACAGAAUUGGAACCCCCACCGGCAGGGAAUCCCCACUGGCAAUAGAGUGUUUCCCAGUAUUUUCCUGGUGUGUACCAUCUCCUGGACGUCAGAGUCAGCUCUACUCGGCACUUGACAGGUAUUUGCUAGCAAGUCCUGGACCCUGGACCCCCACCAUCACCCCAGGUUGCCAUUGGCCAUGACCGUCCUUGUAAAGCCUCUCUGAGACAAUUCCCUGGGGCUUGCUGCAGAAACCCCCGUACCUUAGCUUCCUUCCCGCAGGGCUCUGGUCCUGAUGCUUCUAUUGCCUCGUUUUAUUUUUUUCUUUCUUCUUUUUUUUUUCUCUCUUUUUUUUUUUUUAUUUUUCUGGCCUGCAUUCACAGUUACUUUUAAUUAACAUGUUGGAAAUGGCCUUUUAAUUUUGCACAGAUAGUUGCACAUUUAUGGAGGAAACAUAGGGAAGUCCAUUUUUAACUCUAAAGGGAAUUCUCUUUUCUUUAAAACUCACGAGUAAUGCUACUGAUGCAGCUGGGCCGGGUGGUUUGUAAAGAACCUCUGUGGAAAGAGCAUGUUCGUUCCUCCUGUACAUUUUCCUGUUUUAACUGCUAUUAAACGAGCGCCUACAGAGCUGUUUCAAAAGCCAA